This is a messenger RNA of Durio zibethinus, 2923 nucleotides long. RefSeq lists its product as uncharacterized. NCBI's taxonomy places the organism in Eukaryota, Viridiplantae, Streptophyta, Magnoliopsida, Malvales, Malvaceae. Gene Ontology annotation, cellular component: intracellular membrane-bounded organelle. The record is from RefSeq and is a predicted model, not a curated record.
AUUUGCCCUGUCUCUACCAAUUGUUCACGUAAUUGUUUUAUGCAGUGCGUGUGAUCUAAUGUUGAAUUGACUGGGCAAGCUUUAGUGAUUCAAUCAUGCUUCAAAAAAAUGAGUUGAAAUGUCAAAUGGUUGAAGCUCUUUUAGUGUAAGAAAUCUGAAUAAAAUUUGAUACUGAAUUUGUUGUUCACAUCACAAUCUGAAAAUGUAGUAAAUCACUAUUACCACAAAAUGUAGUAAAAAAUCAGACUGUAAACGAUGGAAAAACCGACCCGAAACACUAAAAAGGCAUUCGAAUCCGGCCCGAGUUAACUUGUCGACGGAGAAAGCAAACCGAACGAAUAUCAAAUGGAGGAAAGUGAGUAAACAUAAGAAAAACCAGAGGGAGAUGAUUCUUCUUCCACCGUUUCCGUGUCACCUCUUUUCUUCUAUUAAUUUUUGAUAGGAAUGUGUGUCUCCAAUUUCCAGUUUUUGAUAAUUGAAUUUGUCAAGUAAGCUUUCUUUUGAUAUUUGUGAGUUUGUGUAUCCUGUGAAUCUAAAAGUCUGAACCUGAAAAUGUGGAAGUCGUCAUCAUCAUCUUCUUCUUCUUCAAGACUUGUCGCUGCUUUCCUCAAACAUCAUUUCAAUCGUCAUCAAGUCAACCACUUUGGCAUACCUUCUUCUUCCUCUGCUAAUGUUUUCCACCAACUCCCUUCAAAUCCCUCUUGCCCAAUUGCUGGUCUUUCCCAAUUUCAGUUUCGCUUUGCUCACCACCAGACUCUGGCUACCCCUUUGAGAAACCUUUACGUUGCUAAACCCAACCCCUUUUCCUCUUCUGGGUUGAGGUUCUUUUCCUUCAAAACCUCUAAUUCUGGUAAAAAAUUCAAUGCAAAUUUCACCAAAAACGUCUUCCAAAGCCCGGCUAAUACCUUUACUUCCACUUUGUCGAGGUACCGUGAGGCUAUUGGCUUACAUUUUGAUGCCUUUUUCAAGAGGAAUUACUUGUUUCUGUUUGGUGUUGGUGGAGUUUUGCUCUGUGCUUUGCUCUGGAGGAUUAUGUUCGGUAUUGCUGACACUUUUGUUGGCCUCUCUGAAGGAAUGGCAAAGUAUGGCUUUCUUGCCCUUUCCGCUGCAAUUGUUUCUUUUGCUGGCUUGUAUAUUUACUCAAGAUUAAGAAUAAAUCCUGACAAAGUUUAUAGAAUGGCCAUGAGAAGGCUUAAUACAGCUGCUGGGAUUCUUGAGGUUAUGGGUGCACCUCUUACUGGAACAGAUUUAAGAGCUUAUGUGAUGUCUGGAGAUGGAGUCACGCUGAAGAACUUCAAGCCAAGGCUUAGGAGCAAGCGAUGCUUUCUUAUCUUCCCUAUCCAAGGUUCUGAGAGAAAGGGUUUAGUGAGUGUUGAAGUCAAGAAGAAAAAGGGCAAGUAUGAUAUGAAACUAUUAGCAGUAGACAUUCCCAUGGCAUCAGGACCUGAUCAGCGGCUAUUCCUGAUUGGUGAUGAAAAGGAGUACAAGGUUGGUGGUGGAUUAAUAAAUGAGCUGAGAGAUCCUGUAGUGAAAGCAAUGGCUGCAACCAAGGAAUUUGAUGAUCUUGAUCAAGUUGAGGAAGAGAAGGAUGCUGAGCGAGAACUUCAAGAGGCUGAAAGAAAGCGCCGUGAAGAAAUUGAAAAGCUUGAAAAAGGUGGCAAUCAAUGAUUGCUAGCUAGAUUUUGUUCUUGCCCCUUCUUUUUUUCGAUUACUGAAGUUUCUGAAAGUUUGCUUGAGGCCUUGACAAUGCCAGAUAAAUUGAGUUGAUGAGGAGUUCCCCGCAUUAUAUUGCUUGUGGCCAUUGUUUUCCUCAUAUUUUAACCGUCUUGUAGUCAAACGGCCCUAUUGAAACAAAUAAAUCUUACACAAUUGAAGUGGCCCUGUUGAAGCAAAUAAAUCUUACACAAUUGAAGUACUGUGCAUAACAUGACAUAUAGUUUUUGCCAUUUCUAUUAUUCAUUUUACCAUGUUGAGAAACUUUAUUUCCGUCUUUUAUGAUGCUCUGUUAUCAUGCCUUUUCCUCCGGUGACUCCUUGAACAGGCAGCUCUGAAUGGAUUUUUGUAUUGAGGCUAUUGCAUAUGCAGGCAACGAUUAGUUUUAUUUGGAGGGUUACCAUGCUUUGUAUUGUUUCUUUCUCUCCAAGCGAAUUUCAGCACCAGGACUGCAAAAGCUUUGCCCCCCAGGGAGUGUUCGGCCCAAUGGAAUUCAAAGUCCUCGUGUCCAGCUGUUUUCUGAACUUAUGAAUUCUGCAAAGUACUACUCCAAACCUCACAAAAAGGGCAAGUAAAAGAAGUGAUCUCUGCUUUCAUCAUUAUUGCCACUGAGAAAACAGGUUGCUUUUGGCAUUGACAAACCCAAUUUUGCAAUCUAUUCAAUGUUGGCAACUUGUUUGAGAUAGCCAAUCUAUCAUAGCAUGCAUCGGAUAUACCAUAUGUUGUUGGAACCGGAUUGAUCUUUGUCUGUCCACCUUAUUUAGCUUGUGCCUGAUACACUUAGUAGGUGUCAGCUAUCCUGCAUGUAGUUUGAAUUUGAUGGGGCCAUGUAAUGACACCGUUCUCCUCUGCAAAAGGAUAUAUAAUCCACAAACAGUUGUCUGAAUUUCGACAAAGGUAAUUAGACUAUACAUGCGGCCAAUUCCUUUCACCAUCCCUGGCAAUUGCUGCAACUCAAAUCUGCCUAUGAAAUCCAAAUGCCGGCUUAACUUUGUCAAUUUACUGAGCCGAGAGACAGAGGGCUAUAAGGGCGUCAAUUAUCAUUUCGUACACAUGAUGUGCCAGUGUUAGUGCAUUGUUUUUAUGCAUGCACUACUACCCUGGAUGGAAUAACCUUAUUCUCUUUCCUUAAGCUGGUAAAGCUAGGCGAGUUUUGCUAAUGCAGGUAUAAACCAGGCCUAAACUUGAAACUUGUCAAGAGUGGUGAGGA